This is a messenger RNA of Alosa alosa (allis shad), 6397 nucleotides long. RefSeq names its product THADA armadillo repeat containing (gene thada). Gene Ontology annotation, biological process: tRNA methylation. The record is from RefSeq and is a predicted model, not a curated record. Gene Ontology annotation, cellular component: cytosol. The coding region runs from base 103 to 5931 and encodes 1942 amino acids. Lineage: Eukaryota; Metazoa; Chordata; Actinopteri; Clupeiformes; Clupeidae. The transcript is spliced from 38 exons.
CUAGGCUACCGCUGUUUCUGAUAUUAACGGGUUUCUGCAAGUCCUACAUUAAUGAAAGAAAACGGAUAUAAUAGUUGUUAGAAGGAAUAUUUUGACUCCGCCAUGGUGGUCAAGAAGAAGACGGUCAAAGUGGAAGCGGUGGUGCUGGACGAUGCUAAACUAGAAAGACUACGAACCUCUCUCGCUGUUGAGGGAGAUACCACAGGCAGGGAGCUUGCUCAGACCCUGUUGGAGUGCCUGGCGUUGACUGACCCGGUCCAGCAGAUUCAGCUUAUCAAGAAGGCUGGUGCCACGUUGGAGGGUAUCGCUCAGCCUGAUGGCAGCCCACCUCCAGCCCAUCUCCUCCUGGCCAGUGUGGAGGCCCUGUGUGUGAUGUUCGUCUCCGUACAGGCCAAGAACCCCUUGAAGAGGGCCACUGCCAGUGCCUUGACAUCUGUUCCUGAUUGGCUGCAGGAGCAGGCAGCGGUCUGUCUGUCUGCGUGUCUGUCUGACGGCCUGGCCUCUCAGGGCUCAGAGCACUACUCACAACUCACAGACACCAUCACCGCCUGUUUGGAUGGGUUUCCAAUAGGUGAGAGGUGCAUUCGUAUUUUACAGACGGAUGUGUUCCAGUUCUUCCAGAGAGCUUUAAGUGAAUACCUCCAUGUGAACAGGAGCCUGUCAGGGCGGCAUGUGGCCCAGGCCCAGCUCAUGUACUCCUGUCUGGGGGCGGUCAAGGCCUCCAUGCUGGUGCUGCAGAGGACCCAGGAGCUGCUUGGUGCCGGUCUGAAGAAAGCGGCGCCUGAAUGCCCACUGCAGAGGGCACUGAGUGGCCUGAUGGUCUGCUACACGCGCAUUCUCACAGAUGAGGAGUUUAUUCAGUCAGUCCAGAGUACUGCUGGGAUGGCGGUGGUGUUGCUCAUCAGGUGUGUGAUGGAGAACGAGGAGGAUGUGGCCAAAGAGGUUGCAGGCCUGCUGCAGUGCACAAAGCAGUGUGAUUCUGAGGGCUCCCCCUCCUGGCUGAGGGUGAGCAGCGCAGGUCUGUACGAGGCGGCUCGUCCGGCUGCGCUGGUGCUCUACCUGUGCCACGGGGCGCUGGCCAUGCUCAGCUGGAGGGGACGGACCCUGGGCCCGCGGGCAGAAGCACUGCUGCUGCUCGUCCCACAUACCAUACUGGACCUGGACACCAGUGUGAAGGAGUCUAGCACUGCCAUGGUGGUGGCACGCAUGCUGACCCUGUGGAGUGGGGCUGCUCUGGACAGCCUGCAGGGGGCGAUGUGUCCACCCCUCCUCUCAGCAGCGGUGCGUGGGGACGCCCCACUCCCAUCCCGCCUCCUGGAGCACGUCUACGCCCACUGGGAGCACCCGCUGGACGGCGUCCGCCACCAAACACGCUCCCUCUUCCGGAACCUUCUACUGCUCCACCAGGCCUCAGCAGCCAACGGCACAGACGCUGACCGCACGUCGUCCGCAGCCCUGACCUCCGACCCUUACAUCACGCGCCUGACACGGGGUCUCCUGGCGCUGGAGUGGCACAUGCGGGGGAAGUACGGCUCGCUGGCGUGCCUGGUGGAGCUUCUGGGCGCCGGCUACCUGCUGUCCCUCGAGCCCCGGCUCCCCGCACGCCUGCUCGGCCUCAUGGGAGACCAGACGUUGGCGCCCUACGCCAGUGACCUCCUGGAGAAGCUCUUUGUCAGCCACAAGGCCCAGCUGAGUGGACAGGAGGCUGGGGAGACGGCCGUCUCGGCCGCUGGGAGCACAGAGGGCUGGUUGGAGGAGUGGCACAGCACAUGGGUGCGCCCCCUGCUGGAGGUGCUGUGUAAGGCCAGACUGGACCAGACCACCUACAUCCUGGACUACUUCCUGCCGAGGCUGCUCCGGUGCAACCCCUCUAGUCUGAGCCACAUGGUACAGGCCCUGCAGGAGAGCCCGCCCACUGCCACAGGGCCGCCAGGCAGUCGUGGUGCAGUGGGGGCUCUGAUGACGUGUCUGCGGGCAGCGCGGGCUCAGGGGGUGAUGCGGCCGUCCGAGGAGGGGCUGUGGGGGGGACUGGUGCCCCUGCCCCUACUCCGACACGCCCUCCUGCACAAACAUGACCAGGUGCGUAUGGACACACUGGGCCUGGUGUGUGAGAGCCACCGCAGUACAGAGACCAUCUGCCCACAGGAAAUGGACCUCAUCCGCCACUUCCUGCCCAGCAACCUCAACAGCCAAUCACCUGGAGUCCGCCAGCAGACAGUCAGCCUCAUCAAGAAGCUGUUGUGUAGGUUAAAAGACAGCGCCCAGUUUCUGCAGAAGAGGGUGGCUCAGGAAAAAGACCCCAAGAAGAAGGAGACAGACCAACACAUACUGCACUCAUACAAGGAGUUUCUUUGCUGGUUCUGUGAGACUCUUUUUGGCUCUCUGGUUCCUGGGGCGUCCUUCUCUACCUGUCUCACGGCUCUUCACCUGCUGGGCAUGGUGGCCGAACUCCUCUCCUUCUUCACAGGCCCCGAUGGCUUUGCUCUGGGUGAAUGUGUUAGUGAGACACAUGCUGAUGCAGUGCUGUUCUGUGUGGCCAGUAACUUCCUGGAGGUCAAGCAGUUGUCCUCUGCUCUCCUGAGGAGACUCCCACCAAGAGUCGUGCGACUGGAGGCCGCUGACCGGCUGCACUCUCUGCUGGAGGCUGCCCUGGGCCUCAGCACCAGCACGCGGCCCUUUGACAGCGUGACUGCUGCCCACCUCCUCAACCUGCUGCUGCACCAGCCCGGCCUGCAGCCAGCCCUGCUCCUCUGCGCUCAGCAACAGGGCCUCCCACUCCAGCUGCCCCAGCCAGGCGAGCCCCAGGCUUCUGUGCAGGCCUCCACCCUGGAGAGGAACAGAUUAGCCUUGAUCCAGUUCCUGCUGGAGUGUUUGAAGGCAGAGGUGGCCCAGGCAGAGCAGUCUCUACUACAGGCUGCAGCAGCACGCCCACUCUAUGGCAGAGCCCAUUGCAUCACGGCAGUCCUACAAUAUAUCAACACCGGGUCUCUGGUCCUGAUGUCUCAGUGGCGAUGUCUGGUCUCGGAGCUGGUUGCCGUGUGUUACAGGAUGUCUGACGUCGUGUCACCUGUGGUCCAAAGCUCCUCCCCCGAGGGACUCAUCCCCAUGGAUACAGACUCCGAAGCCUCAGCCGGUCUGCAGAGAAUCCUACAGGAGAUCCAGCCGCGAGACACCAACGACUUCUUCAACAACUCUCGCCAGUUGGACACACAAACGCAGGAACUACACACAUCAGACGGACCCGUACGAGAGGAGACGAAAGGCUCAGGUGGAGAGGCAUACAGGGUGACCGCUCAGAUGGUUCUGGUGUGUAGUUGGCGGAGCAUGAAGGAGGUGUCCAUGCUGCUGGGGGAACUCUGCCAAAGUCUGCCCUUACACACACCCAACAGCCACGGACUCAUCACUGAAGAACAGGUGGAGGGUGUGGGUCAGUACUUCCGUGAGCAGUUGCUGCAGUCUCGCCACAGAGGGGCAUUUGAGUUGGCCUAUGUGGGCUUUGUGCGCCUCACAGACAUGCUGUGCAAGAGUGGGAGUAAGACCCUACAGCGGCUUCCAGCUCACUGGCUGAAGGAGGUUCUAUCGGAGGUGCGCUCCAGUGACCCCUCCUCAAAGCUCUGUGCCACACGCAGAAGUGCCGGGAUCCCCUUCUACAUCCAGGCCCUAUUGUCGUCAGAGCCAAAGUCAUCCAGCUGCAGUCUUCUGAAGAUGACUAUGAGAGACCUGACCGCUCUGGCCAAGCCCACCCAGGGCACCGUCACUGAUGCCAGCACAGUGCCACAGGUGCAUGCUCUGAACAUCCUGAGGGCCCUGUAUCGAGACACGCGGUUGGGAGAGAACAUCGUGCCGUUCGUGGCCGACGGUCUGCAGGCUGCCGUGCUGGGCUUCACCUCACCCAUAUGGGCCGUGAGGAACUCGUCCACUCUUCUCUUCAGCACACUGAUCACGCGGAUCUUUGGGGUGAAGAAAGGCAAAGACGAACACUCCAAAAAGAACAGGAUGACUGGCAGGGAGUUCUUCACUCGUUUCCCUGCUCUUUACCCAUUCCUCCUCAGUCAGCUUGAGCAGGCAGCCAGCUCUGUGGACAGUGACUCUGGGCAGGUGAAGCUGCACCCCAGUCUCUUCCUGCUGCUGCUGGUAUUGGGGCGUCUCUACCCCUCCCCCAUGGACGGCUCUGCCACUCCCCUGGGGCUCGCCGCAUUCAUGCCCUUCAUCAUCAGAUGUGGAUGCAGUGCGGUGUACCGCACACGAGAGAUGGCCGCUCGCGCCCUCGUCCCGUUCGUUCUCGUCACUCAGAUCCCUGCUACCGUCCAGACCCUCCUAGAACAGCUGCCUCUGCAACCAGGCCCCCACACCCAGCAGAACCACAUCCACGGAACCCUCCUGCAGGUGCUGUUCCUCCUGCGCUCCUACCAGUCCGACUCUCUGAAACCUCAGCUGGAUGGAAGCAUCACAGCAGCCCUGCACCAGAGACUGUGGCUGGCCGACAGACGGAAUCCUUGUCUGGUGACCCGAGCUGUGUGUUUGGACCUGUUGGCGUGUGUGUGCUCACUUGGCUUUGGGCUUGAAGAGGACACCCAGCUGCGGUCUUUGUGUGAUGACGUCAUCUCCCUCCUCAUGGCGUCUGAGCUGGUGACCUCCGGUUGCCGUGGAGACGGCCCCCUCGCGGUCCCCGGGUAUGUUCAGUACCUGCAGAGCUUCGCUCGCCUGGCCUCUCGCAUGUGCGUGACCGGCCCCGACAGGAUGAAGGACCCGCGUGGAGCCCAGCUGUUCGGGCGUCUUGUGCAUUGCCCGCACUACGAGGUGCGAGAGCUGGCGCUCGAGGCGCUGCUGAGGAAGGUGAAGGCCGAGGAUGAGGAUGCAGAGGGUGAGGAGUGCGGCGUGGUGACCUUUGACCUCGACGUACAGAUGCUCUGUAGGAUGGCGAUGCAUGAGACGCACCUACCGUGCUUGGCCAAGGUUCUCCAGGUUCUCUCCAUGGUCCCUCUCUCCUCUCUGCUGCCCUGGACUGAUGGACACGCCACGCUUCCUGACCUGCAGGCCUUGGAGCACAUUCUGAAAGUGGCCCAGGAAAACACACACAGUGUGGACCUCUACUGUGCCUCGCUCACGCUGGCCUCGCGGCUGGUGGUGCACCUGGUGGAGGAGAGCGCACAGGAGCUGAAUGGCGCCACAGUGGCGUGUCUCGGCCUGUGGGGGGCGCUGCUGAGGCAGGGUUGCAUGGAGGAUCAGCCCACUGAAGUCAAACUCAUCACUGCAGACAUGCUGGUGGAGACGACACCCUGCUUAUUAACCAGCUCCACGUUACCACUGGGUAUCUCACACACCGUGGCUCUGUGGCAGAGUGUGUUUACGCUGCUGCAGGAUGAGGAGCAGGAGGUCCGAGACCGAGCCUCCCACUACAUCUGCAGCACUCCUCAGGACCUGCUCAGCGCUGUGCACUCAGAUGUGGCGGCAGGGGCACUAUGCCCACCUGUGGCCCUACAGCUGGGUGUGGCCCUGCUUUGCCAGCUCUUCCAGGUGUGGGACCAGGUGGCCGUUGGCGUAACAACCCUCACCGAGUGGUUGCUGGGAGACUGUAUGCCGGACAUGAGGGCAGAGGAGAACACUGAUGUGGAUGAAGAGUUCCUCUUUGAGAAGGGCGAUCUGAACCUGUGGGCGGAGCCUCUUCAGUGGGCCCGGCUGCUGCACACUCAUCUGGCCGCGCUGGCGUCGGCCGCGGGUCCAGCGGGCGUUCCUCCAGCCGAGCGGCGGCGGUUGUCCGAGCUGGCCCAAGCCCAGGCACAGGCGUCGGAGCAGGCACUGGUGGCACUGCCCACCCUGCCCCAGUUCUCCGCCGCCCUUGAGCACGCCAGGCUGAGCGUGCAGAGAGAGCGGGCAGGCCUGGCGCUCGGGAUUCUGGGAAUGCUACAGGAGGACUCCCUCUUAAGCUGAGGGCCCCCAAUGCCAACUGUGUGCACCCCCACACUGUCAUCAAGUCUACGUGGCUUAAAGCCUACAUGCACACACAAAGCUGGGAAGAGUCAUAGGUGAUGCGUAACAGGGGCAAAGAAAAGACUAGUUCAUCAAAUCCUGAUUGCCUUGUGCUUAUAGGUUGGGGAAAAAGCUUGUACCUUAUGCAUCCUUUCUUUUUUUCAUAUAUUUAUGGCUCUAAUUAAGUUUAAGAUUAAGAUUACCAUACAAUCUCCUUGGUCCACUUUUCCCUGCUUGUGAGUGAGGACUGAUGAAGACGCCAUCUUGCAUCUUGACUUCACCUCUCUAAUUUGUUUACAUAAUAGUUUCAGGAAAGGGAAGGGGAAAAAAGGAAACUGCGGUUUCGACGUGUUGUAAUCCCCCACACACACACACACACACACACACACACCUCUGUAUGUUAGUAAGUCUCACACUCACCAGACAG